Acomys russatus (golden spiny mouse) is the source of this 324-nucleotide messenger RNA. RefSeq names its product 60S ribosomal protein L27a-like. Gene Ontology annotation, cellular component: cytosolic large ribosomal subunit. Gene Ontology annotation, molecular function: structural constituent of ribosome. The transcript is spliced from 2 exons. Bases 1 to 324 code for a protein of 107 amino acids. The record is from RefSeq and is a predicted model, not a curated record. Lineage: Eukaryota; Metazoa; Chordata; Mammalia; Rodentia; Muridae.
AUGCCAUCCAGACUGAGGAAGGCCCGGAAACUCCGAGGCCACCAGCACAUCAGUAAGCACCCAGGCAGCCUUGGGAGUGAUGAAGGCACGCAUCACCACAGGAUCACUUCUGCAAGUAUCAUCCAAGCUACUUUGGAAAUGAGCAGACGUGGGACAACUGCUGCAAAAACCAAGACUGGAGCUGCUCCGGUCAUUGACACUGUGCGAUGGGGCUACUACAAAGUUCUGGGGAAGGCCAGGCUCCCUAAGCAGUCAGUCAUCAUGAAGGCCAAAUUCUUCAAUAGAACUGCUGAAGAGAAGAUCGAGGGUGCUGGAGGUGCCUGA